Molecule: messenger RNA, 1981 nt
Organism: Erythranthe guttata (spotted monkey flower)
Lineage: Eukaryota; Viridiplantae; Streptophyta; Magnoliopsida; Lamiales; Phrymaceae
Source: RefSeq, a predicted model, not a curated record
UCGCAAAGGCUCCUCAGAGCAAGUCUUAAUCGGAGGGCCGUUUAUUGCUAGUAUCAACUAUCGAAUAAAGAAACUCGAACGUAUAUUGAAAACGGCAAUGUUUUCUGGGGAAACUUCUGCUAACGGCCACAAGAAUAUCGAUACUCAGCCACAAAUCUCGGAAUCCACAAGCAGGCACAACUUAGAAGCAAGUUCUGUACAAAAAAAUGUGAAGGGGAAAGAAAAUACGAACCAGUCCGAAGAUCGAGAAACUAUGGAACUAAUUUCACGGGCUAGAGCUCAAGAGAAGGAAAUUAUGCAACUUAGGGAGCAAAUUGCUCUUGCGAGUAUUAGAGACUCACAGUUGUUGAAUGAGAAAUAUACACUCGAAAAGAGAUUCUCGGAGUUACGGAUGGCACUAGACGAGAAGCAGAGUGAAGUUAUAACUUCUGCAUCAAACGAGUUGGCACGAAGGAAAGGUGAUCUCGAAGUAAAUUUAAACUUGUUGAAUGAGUUAAAGGUGGCAGAGGAUGAGAAACAUAUAUUUACUACAUCUAUGCUCGGAAUAUUGGCUGAAUGUGGUGCUAUGCCUCAUGUUACGAAUGCCUCUGCUCUAACCAACAGCAUUAAGCACUUGCAUGAUCAACUGCAGUUGAAGAUAAGAACUUCGCAUGCCAGACUUGCAGAAGUAAAUUCCAUGAUCGGAAACAAUUCCCGAAAUGGUUUUGUCGAAAAAGAAAUUCCAGGUUUUAGUUCGAGGGGCGGCCAAAUUCCUAGCAGCUCUACGGGUGUGCAAGGAUUUCCUCACUAUAGCAAUUAUAUUGACGGGAAAAAUUUGGAAACCGGUGAUGACGUGGCAAGAUACGUGCAAGACAAUGACCUUCAACAAGUCAAAAGCCUUACGCGCAAUUUUGAGAUGCGACAGUUUCCGGAUAACGAGGGUUUUGGAAGGACUUUACCGCCUAAUAUUGAUAGAAAUGCCCCAAGCAAUACUAUGGACAUUAUGCUAGAAAGAAACGGGUUCCAGUCGGGAUCCGAUCGAAUAAAUGCUGAUCAAUUUUCACAGCCUCCGAUAACGAAUGACAGUGUUGGUUCUUUUGGUUCAGAAGGAGAUGGUCCUGGAAUAGAAGGCUUUCAAAUUAUCGGUGACGCUAAACCCGGAUGCAAACUCUUAGGCUGUGGAUUUCCUGUUCGUGGAACUUCUCUCUGCAUGUUUCAGUGGGUUCGUCAUUAUCCAGAUGGCACGAGGCAGUAUAUCGAAGGAGCUACGAAUCCAGAUUACAUAGUGACAGCUGACGAUGUCGAUAAACUUAUUGCUGUUGAGUGCAUACCGAUGGAUGAUCAAGGACGACAGGGUGAUAUUGUCAGAAUCUUCGCGAAUGACCAAAACAAGAUUACGUGCGAUGAAGAAAUGCAAGACGAGAUAGAUAACUAUAUCGCGAAAGGCCAGGCAGCAUUUACUGUCUUCAUUCUUUUAGAUUCGUCUGAGAAUUGGGAGCCCGCAACUUUAAUUUUGAGGAGGUCAGGCUUUCAGGUUAAGGAUGAAAGAAAACAAGAUGCCGUAAUUUCGGAGAAAUUUUCUAAAGAUUUGUUGAUUAAAAUACCGAGUGGCCUCUCGGCGCAGUUUGUCCUGACAUGUUCAAAUGGCUCGUCGUAUCCCUUUAGCACAAGCAAUGAUAUUAGAAAACGAGAUGCGCUCGUGUUGACAAUGAGAAUCUUCCAGAGCAAGGCUUUGGAUGAAAAGCGGAAGGGUAAAGCAUGAUCGUAUAUUCGUCGAAUCGUAGCUGCACUGUUUCUAUAGACAUUCUUCAUUUAUUUUUUUCUCGGAAUAGAGAAAAUACCUACAGUUUUGCUUUUUUACAGUUGAGGUCAAAAAAAAAUAGUGUGUAUCCAAUUUUCCUGAAUGUUUGGGUUGUAAGUUGUAAUAACAAUGUAAUUGUACAGUUCAUUACUUCUGAUUCAUACCAUGUAAUAUGGUGAUAUUUUGUAGAGGAUUUAUAUC